AUGCCUCUCAUCAAUGAGUCCCAUGACUCUCUCCCUUACAUCGAUGCAGAACCUUCCGCCCAGGCUCGAGCUAAUGCCCAGAAGCUCAUCGCCUUAGAGCUUCCUGCUGACUACUCGUCGACAAUUCAUCCUUCCAUCCCCGCAUUCCCCGAAUCCCAGUUUUCCCCCCUCGUGCAACAGGAGGUCGAACGGAAGGCUGCUGGAUUGCCCUUGACCGGUGGAAUUGAUCUUUCACGCUAUGAAGCUCCUGAGCCACCAACCAGAUCCUCCGAGGCGGGGCCAAACGCGACCCCCAAUCUUGACGAGUGGUGCCAAGCCUUGCAGAAGGCCUACACGGCUAGCUCUCAUUUAGAAUGGCAAGAACGCGUGCUGAUUGGCAACUCUCAACUGGAGGAUGUCUUACGAGGACUUGAGAGGGAAUUGGCCGAGACUAAGGAAGCUGCGGAGACGGUGAACAAGGAGAGGAAGAUCGCUCAAGAGUCCAGCAAAGGAGAGCUUGUGGGGCUGGAAGAAACAUGGAAAAGAGGCGUUGGUGCGAUUCUCGAUGUUGAAUUGGCCUCGGAGAAUCUGCGGCUGCAAAUCCUGGAGCAGCGACGUCAGCUUGCGCAGCAGCACGCUCGGUAG
Molecule: messenger RNA, 624 nt
Organism: Aspergillus nomiae NRRL 13137
Lineage: Eukaryota; Fungi; Ascomycota; Eurotiomycetes; Eurotiales; Aspergillaceae
Product: pre-mRNA-splicing factor SPF27 family protein
Exons: 3
Coding region: 1-624 (207 amino acids)
Biological process (GO): mRNA processing
Cellular component (GO): Prp19 complex; catalytic step 2 spliceosome; precatalytic spliceosome
Source: RefSeq, a predicted model, not a curated record